GUUGUACAGGACGUUUAGGCCACUGGUGUCAUUGAACAUUUGUGGAAAUAAACUUUGAUUAACUGGAAACAUGGAGUUCGACUGUUACCAGCAUUAUUUUUUCAACGCUUUCGACACAGAGGAGGAUUUUUACAAGUCGACCGCACCAAGCGAGGACAUAUGGAAAAAGUUCGAGCUGCUGCCCACCCCUCCCAUGUCUCCCACACGGACUCUGAGCGGCGCUGCGCUGCCGCUUUCGCCGGGAGACAAACUCAACUGGCUCUCCAAAGUCCUCGGUCAGGACGAGGAGUGCGAGGGGCAGUUCAUGCCGGACACGGGGGAGCUGCUCGGUAACCUCAGCUCCAUCAUCAUCCAAGACUGCAUGUGGAGUAGUUUCUCCGCCAGUAAACAGCUGGAGAAGGUCAGUGGGAGAGGGUCAGCCGCAGCACAGACCGGUGUUUCCCCGGUGGCCCAGAUCUCCGUGAGACCGAGCAAAGCGCACUGCGUCUCCUCCGCUGGCCCGCUCGUCACCUCGGCGACAGACUGCGUCGACCCCGCGGCUGUUCUCACCAUUCCGGCAAGCAGCUGCAGGAAGCCGGCGUCGUCUGGCUCCGAGUCUCGCUCUGAUUCCUCUGAUGAUGAUGAAGAGGAAAUCGAUGUGGUCACUGUGGAGAAAAAGCAGAACCGCAUGCGGCUGGUGAAUGUCAGAAAGCCAGUCACGGUCACGGUUCGGGCAGACCCCUGUCCCAAACGCUUCCACAUGUCUGUCCACCGACAGCAGCACAACUACGCUGCCCGCUCCCCAGACAGUGAGCCAGAGCCCGAGGAGGAAGACGACGACGAGGAAGAGGAGGAGGACGAGGAUGAGGAAGAGCCUCAAAGCAAACGUACCUGCACAGCAUCCAGUCUGCACGCGGGCUGUUCGGCUCGUCUCUCCCAGCCCGGCUCUCCCUCGGAGACUUCCCAAAACUCGGAUGCAGAGGACACUGAUCGCAGACGGAACCACAACUUUCUUGAAAGGAAGAGGAGGAACGAUCUGCGGUCUCGUUUCCUUGCCUUACGGGAUCAGAUCCCUGGCUUGGAAUCGUCCAAGACCCCAAAGGUGGCCAUCCUGACCCAUGCAGCGGAGUACCUGGUGAAGCUGCACAGCAAGGAGAAACGGCAGCUCCAAGAGAAGAAACAACUCAAAAGCCGACAACAGCAGCUCCUCCGCAGACUGUCUGAACUGAAGCGAUCUUGAAACACAAACAAGAGUGCUUUCGAAAACUGCCUCAUUUACAGUCAGGAACUAUUACACUUGAGUUAUCUGUCACUUUUGAAAAGCUAAAUUUUUUUUUAUAUGACAACAUUCCUCAUGUAAAUAGCUGUGAAUUUUGUUUGGAACAUAUUCAUAUCCCUUUGGGCUUCCUGUGAAUUGACUAUGCUGGCCAAUGAACCUGAUAUGGGGAGGGGCAGAUAGUGUGCUUUGUUUUUUUUUCCCUCUUCGCACAGUGUUUUAGUCAUGUACAGGUGUAAUGGAAUUGAUUUUAUAGCCACGACUGAGGUAUUUCCUGCUGUGCUGUGAUGGGAAACGAGAAAACCUGUUUGACAGUGAGUUUAUAUAUAUAUAUAUAUACACACACAUAUUUAUAUGUAUGUAUGUAUAUGUAGCCUUCAGAACUGUGUGUGGAGGUUGGUUGAGAUGAUUCAUCAUUGCACACUUAUAGUGGAGUGAAGUGUGAAUGACUCUCUGUGUAAAUAUGUGUGAAUGAGUUUCUCGUUUGUUUGGAUUGUACGACCAAUGUAGGAAAUUCUAAAUAAUAUCUUCUCCUGGUGAAGGUGGCUAAAAAUGAGCUUUGCUCCUCUUAAUGACGUGCCACCAGGCACCGAGAAAUCUCUAUUUUGUUAAGAAAACAGGGAAAAUGGGCAAAAAAAAAAGAGUAGCACUGCUGUACUUUAUGUUCACACGUCACUUUGUGAUUUCUUCAGAAUUUUGGUUGAUUUUUUUUUUUUUUUAAGCAUGCUAACAUCAAAAGCAACAUUAAAUUUUUAUACCAUGUUUGCAUACAAA
Scatophagus argus is the source of this 2029-nucleotide messenger RNA. RefSeq names its product protein L-Myc-1b-like. The transcript has 2 exons. The coding region runs from base 71 to 1219 and encodes 382 amino acids. Gene Ontology annotation, molecular function: DNA-binding transcription factor activity, RNA polymerase II-specific; protein dimerization activity; RNA polymerase II cis-regulatory region sequence-specific DNA binding. The record is from RefSeq and is a predicted model, not a curated record. Gene Ontology annotation, biological process: regulation of transcription by RNA polymerase II. Lineage: Eukaryota; Metazoa; Chordata; Actinopteri; Scatophagidae.